Mya arenaria is the source of this 3103-nucleotide messenger RNA. Its product is annotated as FACT complex subunit SSRP1-like. Gene Ontology annotation, molecular function: histone binding; nucleosome binding; DNA binding. NCBI's taxonomy places the organism in Eukaryota, Metazoa, Mollusca, Bivalvia, Myida, Myidae. The record is from RefSeq and is a predicted model, not a curated record. Gene Ontology annotation, cellular component: nucleus; FACT complex. The coding region runs from base 100 to 2451 and encodes 783 amino acids. The transcript has 19 exons.
UUUCGGUGAGGUCUUUUGAUAAAAAAAACAUGCUUUUCUAUUAUUUUUAACUUUGUCGAGGCAAUAACUGUCAUAGAGUCGUUGGGUAAAUCAGAAGAUAUGAGUGACUACCAAGAGUAUCCAGACAUUGUACAGGAGGUCAGAGGAGCGUUGAACCCUGGCCGCCUGAAACUCCAAGGAAACAGUAUUGUGUUUAGAAACCAGAAGACAGGACGAUCUGACCAGUUUCAUGGCACAGACAUAGAAAAGGUGCAGUGGCUCAAACGGGCUCGUGGAUACUGUCUCAAGAUUCUCCUUCACAGUGGACACAUUCACAGAUUUGAUGGAUUCAAGGAAUCCGAUCAAGAGAAGUUGUCAUCAUUUGUGUCCAGGAACUAUGAUGUUAAACUGGAACCUGUGGAUCUCUCUGUGAAAGGCUGGAACUGGGGACAGGCCAAGUUUGAAGGUAAUGGUCUAAACUUUCUGAUUGACAACAACCUGGCAUUUGAGAUUCCUUUGAACAACGUAUGCCAGGCGACCCCAGCCAAAAGUGAGAUCACACUGGAGUUUCACCAGAAUGACGACGCUGCUGUAUCGCUAAUGGAGCUACGAUUUCACAUACCCCCUGAUCAGAACAACCAAGAAUCAGAUAAUGUCUCUGAGUUCUAUGAUCAAGUAAUGAAGAAUGCUGACAUAAUCCAGGCAACUGGAGAUGCCGUGUGUGUCUUCCCUGAGGUCCAGUGUCUUACUCCAAGAGGUCGCUAUGACAUCAAGAUGUACACAACUUACCUGCAGUUCCAUGGUAAAACGUUUGAUUACAAAAUUCCCUACACAUCGGUGCUCAGACUUUUUCUGCUGCCUCAUAAAGAUGGCAGGCAGAUCUUCUUUGUGGUGAGCCUGGACCCACCUAUCAAGCAGGGCCAAACCAGAUACCACUUCCUUAUCCUGCUCUUCUCCAAGGAUGAUGAGAUGACCCUGGAGUGUGGCCUCGGAGAUGAGUUAGAGGAGAGAUAUGAGGGGAAGCUCCAGAAGGAGAUGACUGGUCUGGAGUACGAGAUUGUAAGCAAGGUGUUCAAGGCUGUCACAACACGCAAAAUCACAGUCCCCGGAAGCUUUAUCGGACAUUCAGGGUCACCUGCUAUUGGGUGUUCCUACAAGGCAGCCACAGGUUUGCUGUACCCUCUGGAGCGUGGCUUCAUCUUUGUGCACAAGCCCCCUGUCCAUAUUCGCUUUGACGAGGUCGCAGCGGUCAACUUCGGUCGCAGUUCUGGUAGCAACCGCUCAUUUGACUUUGAUGUAGAAACAAAAGCUGGAACUGUUUACACGUUCUCUAACAUUGAAAAAGAUGAGUAUGGAAAGAUGUUUGAGUUCGCAAAGAACAAGACUCUCAGAAUGAAGAAUAUUGGCAAUAAGAAGGCAAAGGACAUGACCAACUACGAGGAUGAGUCGGACGAGGAAGCCGGGGCCCAUGAUGCUUAUCUGGAGAGAAUGAAGGCCGAGGGCAAAGACAGGGACAGCGACGCCUUUGAUGAUGACAGCGACUCAUCUGACGAGGAUUUCAAACCAGAAGAUUCUGCAAGUGACGUGGCUGAAGAGUAUGACAGUAACCCACCAACGUCAUCUGAUGAGUCUGAAGAGGAGCCUGAGAACAGCAACGAUGAUGAGGAGACGAAGGCCCUGAAGAGAGCCGAGAAAGAGAAACGCCAACAGGAGCGGAGAGAAAAACGAGAGAAGCAUGAAAAGUCCAAGGCCGCUAAGGCUGCGCGUGAAGGCUCUAGCCCGAAGACGAAAACCAAGACCAAGAAAAAAAGCAAGGAAGAGAAAGAUCCUAAUAAGCCAAAGCGUCCCCAGACUGCAUACUUCAUCUGGUUUAUUGAGCAAAGGGCUAAGAUUAAGGAGAAACAUCCAGACUUCUCGGUCGUGGAUAUCUCCAAGAAGGCUGGAGAGAUGUGGGGCAAAAUGACCAAUGAGGAAAAAGAGCCAUACAAUGAAAAGAACAGAGAAGCGAAAAAGGAGUAUGAUAUUGCUAUGAAGGAAUACAACAAGAACCUUAAAGAUGAAGGUGGACCUCCGAGGCCAAAAUCAAGCUCCAAGUCCAAGCAGAAACCAAGCCCGAAGAAGCCGACAGACACAAAAGCAGGGUCAGGCUCUGCAUAUAAGAGUAAGGAGUUUAUCUCUGAUGUGGAGUCAUCAUCUGACGACUCCGAUGAGGAUGAUAAACCACUGAAGAAGUUAAAGCGUGAGAAGAUGGAAGUUGACGAGGAUUCUGGGUCGGGGUCCGGCUCCGAGGAAGAGAAGCCAUCGGGGGUCAAGCGGAGAUCACAGAGAAAGGAUGGGGAGGAGUCAGAUGUCGGCGAACUGCCGGAUGAUGAAGAGAUUCUGAGCUCUCCUGAACAUUCUGAGCCUGGUUCCCCGGCGGGUAGUGACUCAGGUUCUGGCUCCGGUUCUGGGUCUGGAUCUGACUCGAACUGAACAGGAAUUAAAGUUGUCUCCUUUGAUAAUGGGACAAAGUUUUGAGCUGUGGUUAUGAUUUAUCUAUUGCAGGCAGAAGUUACUGAUUUGAUCAUAUAGCCCAAAUACUUGCACUAUUGCAUGAUCUAGUAAAUUGUAACAAACCUGGCUUUGUAAAGAUCUAAAAUUAUAACAAGCCUGAGGCUGACAGCUUUUUCACAGUUCCACUGUCUGGAUGUUAGAAAAAUUGGUUAAAUUUAUUGAAUUUGCCAACCAACAGGACUUUAAUUUUGCUUUCAUUGUCGUUUUUCAAUGGAGCUAUGGAUUAUUAUGUCUAGUGCUAUUAGUAUUGUUGUUACUUACUGAAUAUAUUGGAACAAAUCAUAUCAAAACAUUGAGCAGGAUUUGAAGCUGUUAACAUCCUUGCAAAAUUUCUCACAACAUGAUUGCCAUAUCUUGACCUUUGAAGAUCACAUCAUACAUGUACUUCGGCAAUAUUGUUUCCUUGUAAAAAAUAACAUGGCUCAGUUAACCAAAGUUUUGUUGUAAAUAUUGCAUAUCUGGAAUAUUUGACAUCAAGGUUUAUUGUUGGUAACUCAAAUUCAAAAUUAUGGAAUUGCACAUUUUCCAUCUUGAUGUGAUUGUACGAAUAAAAGUUUGAAUUGUGCAAACA